AUGGCAUCAGAGGUGCUCUGUAAAGUGGGAGAUGGGGAGGAGACCAUGCUGAAAAAGGAAACCCUCAAUGUUUCGAGUGUGCUUGAUCAAAAGUCGAAGCCCUUUCCAAACCCCAAGUCUAUGAACAGGACGGUUGCUACCAAAGGACUCCCACUUUCCUCAAGAGGCAGUUUGGUUAACUUCUUGGAGGAAGAUACCAUCAAUCUACCGAAGCCGAUGCCAGGGGAGGAUUCUGAAUGUAGCUCCGACGAUACCAGCAUCUCCCCCAUCUCAUCCACCUUGUUGAAUCCCAUCAAAUUGGCAGUGACCCAGCCCAACAGCAGCUUCUUUGCAGGGAUGCUGGAAAGCGAGCUGAACAAACUCAGCCUCUCCUCCAUGGCCAAGAAUACAGAAAAGGGAGCGCUGGCCCUCAGCCCCCACCGAUAUAAGUCCCAAGUGGCCACUGGGGGCCUGCUGGACCUUGACAACCCUGAGCUGGAUAAGGACACGUCCUCCACACCCUCGGAGUCCUCUGUGGUCAUGGACAUACCAGAGGCACCUUUCAUCUGUGAACACACAGUCAGCGAUUCCACGGCCGUGAUUUCCUGGACCUAUGCCUUGGGCAAGCAACAGGUCAGUUUUUACCAGGUCCUGUUGCAGGAGGUAACCCAGAAAAAUGUCAAGAAACAGAAUCGCCCAUGGAUCUUCAAUAAGAUCUUGGGCACCACCGUCAAGCUGAUGGAGCUGAAGCCUAACAGGAGUUACUGCCUCACCGUCCGUGCCGCCAACACAGCUGGGGCGGGGAAGUGGUCCAAGCCCUACAAAUUUGCAACUGUGGCCACUGACCUGAACAGCUUCCCUGAGAACAAUCCCAUCCAGAUCACCGUGCAGCGCAAGGAAGCCCAGCGGAGAACAGUGACCAUCGGGCUGGAGGACAUGCGGAGGGUGGAAGAUCUAGAAAACCUAUUUCCCUACUAA
Molecule: messenger RNA, 957 nt
Organism: Rhinolophus ferrumequinum (greater horseshoe bat)
Lineage: Eukaryota; Metazoa; Chordata; Mammalia; Chiroptera; Rhinolophidae
Gene: FNDC8
Product: fibronectin type III domain containing 8
Exons: 4
Coding region: 1-957 (318 amino acids)
Cellular component (GO): nucleus
Molecular function (GO): protein binding
Source: RefSeq, a predicted model, not a curated record